GUUCCACUCAUCUAUCCUCUACUCCCCCCCUCUUCACUUAUAAAGUAUUGUUGAACAAACAUGGCAUUCUUUGGACUACGAGCUUAUCCUACACCUAUUUUAAAGCCAAUGUAUCCUUUCUUUUUAGGAGGUGCUGUCAUUUUUUACGGAACAUACAAACUUCGUAAUACUCUUCUUGCCGCGGAAGAAAAGAAGGAUGAGAAACCUGCUUCUGGUCAUUAAUGAAUGCACCUUUCUCUCUGUGCUCUUUUGUCUCCGACAAUGAAGAGAAAUCAUCGUUGAAUUGAUUAACGAUAACUAUAAGUUGAAAUAACAACCCAAUGUAUUUCUCUUUCUUUACCAUAUUCGUAUACGCGCUUGCUCCAUAAAGGAUUCCUGAAUCUGUGUUUCGUUCUGUGUAAGUGUGU
This is a messenger RNA of Schizosaccharomyces cryophilus OY26, 407 nucleotides long. RefSeq names its product F0-ATPase subunit J. Gene Ontology annotation, molecular function: proton transmembrane transporter activity. Gene Ontology annotation, biological process: proton motive force-driven ATP synthesis. The transcript has 3 exons. The record is from RefSeq and is a predicted model, not a curated record. Lineage: Eukaryota; Fungi; Ascomycota; Schizosaccharomycetes; Schizosaccharomycetales; Schizosaccharomycetaceae. Bases 61 to 222 code for a protein of 53 amino acids.